AUGUCAAUAACAAGAUUAGGUGUAUGUACAUUAAAUUAAUGGGCAAUGGACUUUAGUCAGAAUGUUUAGAAUAUCAUAGAAAGUAUAGAAAUAUGCAAAAGAAAACAAUGUUUAUAUCGAGUUGGACCUGAAUUGGAAAUUUGUGGGUACAUGUGUGAAGAUCACUUUUUGGAAUCAGAUACUGUUACCCAUUGUUGGUAUUAAUCUAUUAUAUUUAUUAAGGGAAGCUAUUGUUGAGAUACUUCCACAUACAGUAAAUAUUGUUUGUGACAUAGGAAUGCCAGUUAUACAUAAAAGUGUGUUUUAUAAUUGUAGAGUGAUUUUGUUAAACAAAAAGAUUCACUUAAUAAGACCAAAAAUAUAUUUGGCUGAUGAUGGAAAUUACAGAGAAUCUAGGUAUUUUACUCCAUGGAGUAAAGAAAUAGAAGAUUUAGAGUUACCUACUAUUAUUUAAAUAGCCACUGGAUAAAAAAGUGUUCCAAUUGGGGUUGCGAUUUUGUAAACCCAUGAUACAGAAAUUGGUAUAGAAAUAUGUGAAGAAAUGUGGACCCCCAUUCCCACUAGUGCAAAUUAAGCUUUAGACGGAGCAGAGAUAAUACUUAAUUCAAGUGGAUCACAUUAUGAAGUUGGAAAAAUAAAAGAAAGAACAGAAUUGUUCAAAGAUAUUACGAAAAGAAAUGGUGCCUGUUAUGCAUUUUGUAAUUUAAGAGGAUGCGAUGGGAAUAGAUUGUACUUUGAUGGAUGUUCAUGCAUAGUAUUGAAUGGCAAAGUUUUUGCAAAAAGUGAUGCAUUUUCACUUAAAGAUGUUGAAGUAACUACUUGUGACAUUGAUUUACAAGAAGUUAGAAAUAUUAGAAUCAAUAUUAAGAGUAGAUCACUUAUGGCAUCUAAAUAAAAGCACUUUCCGAGAGUUAAACUAGACAUUAAUUUAACUUAGUAAUAGAAUUAUGUUUAUUAUCAUGAUAUUCCAAUAUCAUAUGAAUCAGAAAUCGAAGAUUCAAUUGCCUGUUACUUAUGGGAUUAUAUGAGAAGGUCUGGAGCUUGUGGCUUCAUGUUACCUUUAUCUGGAGGUUUAGACAGCAGUGCCACUGCAUUAGCUGUAUUUUUUAUGGCUAAUAAAAUACUUAAAACCAUUUCGAUUGUUGACAACGACUCUUAAACACAUAUUAAAGUCUUGAAAUAAUUACGUAAGAUUGUCGAAGAUGAUACUUUUACUCCUAAAUCUCCAUAAGAAAUUGUUAAUCGACUCUUUUUUACUGUUUAUCUUGGAUCUGAAAAUUCAACCUAGGAUUCUAGAGCUAGAUCAAGAUUAUUAGCAGAGUAAAUAGGCAGCAAACAUUAUGAAGUCGAAAUUGAUUAAGUUUGUAAAGCAUGUACUUCUUGUAUUAAACCUAUCUUAAAAAAGGAACCAUAAUUUAUUGUAAAUGGUGGAUCUCUUUCAGAAGAUUUAGCUUUGUAAAAUAUAUAAGCAAGAUCAAGAAUGGUACUUACUUAUUUACUAGCUUAAUUAACUCCAUGGAAUAAUGGAAAAAAAGGAUUUUUAAUUGUUCUCGGAUCUAGCAAUUUGGAUGAAUCGAUAAGAGGUUUCUUAACUAAAUAUGAUUGUUCAAGUGCUGAUAUUAAUCCAAUAGGUAGCUUAAGUAAAAAUGACUUGAGAGAACUUCUUUAAUUUUGUUACAAGACAUUUAAGUUUUCUGCCAUUUAAUUAAUAUUGGAAGCUAAGCCUUCACCAGAAUUAAGACCUUAAUCGGCUGAAGGUCAUGUUUCAGAAAAUGACAUGGAAUUGACAUUCAACGAGUUAGAAACAUUUGCAAAAUUGAGAAAGGUAUAAAAAUUGGGGCCAGUAAGUUUGUUCAAGAAAUUAAGAUAUCUUUGGUCCAAUAUGACUCCACAAUAAGUAGCUGAAAAAGUGAAAAAAUUUUUCUAAUACUAUGCUAUAAACAGACACAAAGUAGUAACUAUUACUGCUUCAUUUCAUGCUCAAGCAUUUUCACAAGAUGAUAAUCGUUUUGAUUUCAGACAAUUUUUAUAUAAUUGGAGAUGGCCUUGGUAAUUUAAAAAAAUAGAUGAAAAUUUGAUAUGA
This is a messenger RNA of Paramecium sonneborni, 2083 nucleotides long. The record is from the annotation of a GenBank genome assembly. Lineage: Eukaryota; Ciliophora; Oligohymenophorea; Peniculida; Parameciidae.